ACUACUCCCCAGCUUUCCUUUUACUUCUCCCGAAUGCUCCAACCCAUCCAAUCGCACGCCACUCGCUCCUGCUCUCAGCUAGACCCAGGGGUGCUAGAUCUCGGAGUCGCCAUUGAUUUGAUUCCAAGAAAGACCGCGAGUGAGGUAAUCCAUAGAUUGACCGACCGAGAGCGAGAGAAAGCGAGAGAGAAGUUCCGGAUUGAUUCCUGAUUGGUUGGUGGAGACCGGGAGGCAGAGCUCAGCUCACACAGCUCAGGGUCCCCGGGAGAUUGAUGCUCGCAUGGUGAUGCGGCCGCGGGCGAUGGGUCUGAGCAGCAUCCGGCGUGAGGUGCUGGUCUCCGCCGUCUUCACGGCGCUCCUCGUGGCGUCCAUCCUCCUCCUCCCUUCGCUCCUCCUCACGGGCAGCACCGGCCCGGCCAGGAGGUGGCCGUCGUUCCUGUCCCCGUCCACGGCCGCCGAAGACAAGGAGCAGCAGGCGCGGUACCCAGUGAGGUUCGCGUACCUGAUCUCGGCGUCGACGGGGGACGCGCCCCGCGCGGCGCGCCUGCUGGCGGCGCUGUACCACCCGGCCAACACCUACCUGCUUCACCUGGACCGGGAGGCCCCCGCGGAGGAGCACCGGCGGCUGGCGGAGCUGGUGUCCGGUCCCGGGCGCGGCGGCGUGUACGCGCGCGCUGGCAACGUGUGGAUCGUCGGCAGGCCCAACCUGGUCACCUACCGUGGCCCCACCAUGCUGACCACCACGCUGCACGCCGUCGCCGUUCUCCUCCGCCUCCGCCGCCGCUGGGACUGGUUCAUCAACCUCAGCGCCUCCGACUACCCGCUCGUCACCCAGGACGAUUUGAUGGAGGCGUUCGCGGGGCUGCCCAGGGACCUCAACUUCAUCCAGCACACGAGCCACCUGGGCUGGAAGAUAAAGAAGCGGGCGCGGCCGGUGAUCCUGGACACGGCGCUGUACGAGGACGGGAGGGCGGAGCUCAUCCGCCCGGUGAACAUCACCACCAACCUCAGGAGGCUGCCCACGGCCUUCAAGCUCUACACAGGGUCGGCGUGGACGAUGCUGUCGCGGUCGUUCGCGGAGUACGUGACGAUGGGGUGGGACAACCUUCCCCGGGCGCUUCUCCUCUACCACGCCAACAUCGUCUCGUCGCCGGAGUUCUACUUCCAGACGGUGGCGUGCAACUCGCGGCGGUUCCGCAACGCCACGGUGAACAGCGACCUGCACUUCAUCCGCUGGGACAACCCGCCCAAGCAGCACCCGCUCUACCUCACGUCCAGGGACUACCGCCGGAUGCUCCUCAGCGGCGCCGCCUUCGCGCGCAAGUUCAGGGAGGGAGACCCGGUGCUGGACCGGAUCGACAGGGACAUCCUGCGCCGCCGGGAACCCGGACACUUCGCCUACGGCGGCUGGUGCUCCGACGACGGCGAGCGCGGCGGCGCCGGAGCCGGAGCGCUCUGCUCCAACCCGCAGGAGCAUGGUAGGCGCGGGGCCGUUAAGGCCGGCGCCGGAUCCAGGCGGCUCAAGGCGAUGCUGACCAAGAUGCUGUCGCCAAGGAAUUUCAGGAGGCAGCAGUGUAGGUGAAAUGCAUUGCAUUGGGUUUACACUACAACCAUUGCACUCUACACCUAGUUCUUCUGAUCAAACAAAUUACAUGCCGUUGACUCAUUUUGUAUGUAUGUAUGUAUAGAAAAAGAUCUGAAACGCGUCAAGCAGGGACGGAUCCAGGAUUUUGGAUCAAUGGUGUCACUAUGAAUUUGUGAACCGACGAUCACAGCUUAUAGUAAACAAAUAAUACACUAGAAAGUUGAUAUGGUUUAAUAGAUCAAAGUAACAGAUCAAUGUAUACAUAGGCAUAACAUAUGUUUACCUCUUAUAAAAGCAUUUUGCGGUUGCGGUUUUCCA
This is a messenger RNA of Sorghum bicolor (sorghum), 1903 nucleotides long. RefSeq names its product beta-glucuronosyltransferase GlcAT14A. Gene Ontology annotation, molecular function: glucuronosyltransferase activity. The transcript is spliced from 4 exons. Bases 281 to 1582 code for a protein of 433 amino acids. Lineage: Eukaryota; Viridiplantae; Streptophyta; Magnoliopsida; Poales; Poaceae. Gene Ontology annotation, cellular component: membrane. The record is from RefSeq and is a predicted model, not a curated record.